Messenger RNA from Camelus dromedarius (Arabian camel), 12050 nucleotides. RefSeq names its product leucine-rich repeat-containing protein 37A. The record is from RefSeq and is a predicted model, not a curated record. NCBI's taxonomy places the organism in Eukaryota, Metazoa, Chordata, Mammalia, Artiodactyla, Camelidae. The transcript is spliced from 18 exons. Gene Ontology annotation, molecular function: protein binding. Bases 1548 to 7922 code for a protein of 2124 amino acids.
UAAUUUUUUUGAUUAAGUUAUACUCAUUUUACAAUGUUGUGAGUAAUGUGUAAGUUAUUUAGAGAGUUAACACGAGAUACUUGGACUCUCAAAGAAGCUUGCUAAUGCAGAUGAUGCUAAAAGAAUGCUAAUUUAGUUGCUUAUAAAAUGUAUAGAGGUAUGUGUGUUCCUUCUCACAGGGGUUAGUAACUUGGGGAGCGGGGCUGCUACAGAUUCAGGUCCUAUUUCAGUGGCAGGUCCAUCUUAUCUCCCCUUCAGUUCAUAUUCUCGGGCAGGAGCUACAGGAUGACAGGACUAAAACAAUUUACUUCCUUUGCUUACCCUCAAGCCUAUAAUAGGCUUCUGCAGGACUUCCUUGGUUGCUUUCAUCAUCACCUUCACCACCAGAGGUCAGGGAAACCUGAUUAAUCAGGGGCCCUGAAAGUGAUACAGAAAAGUAUUGAUUUAAAAGUAAUAUUUAUUUAGGGCUUCCUAUGAACUCAUUGCCUAAACUGUGGUCCUAUUUAAUCUUCACAACCACUCUUAUCAAAUUGGUAUUGAUAAAUCUCAGGUGUACCCAAAAUAAGUCUCUGUGUCAGGUUGUGAUAUUUUUAGGCCUCUUAGGUCUUUAGGUUUGUCUGGGCACCAGACGUAAGGCAGUUGAACUUAAUGCCCUUGCCCUAAGCAGCUCCAGGUGCCAAGAAUUGGCCAAUUUCUACUUUGGAUUCAAUGGAUGGUCAAAAAGGAUCAUAAAGCUUCAGGAUCUUUCUGACCUUCAAGAAAGGGAAAAUGAAGAUAUUGUGGCACAACAUCAGAAGCAAAGCCUGGAGUUCUGUGCUUUAGAGGUGUUGUUGCUGUCCUAUGAGGGCAGGAGUCCUGGAGCUGGCAUGGCCGAGGAACCCUUGCACAAGCUGGAGGAAGGGCCAUUACAUUAUCAUACCUUAUGAAAAGGAAGAUAACCCAGAAGCUUGCUAUUCAAAAGGCUAUGACAGAUGCAUUCCAGAAACUGCUGGUUGUGGUUUUAGGUCAGCUACUUUUCUUGGAAGCAGUGUGGCCAAGGGGAGGAAGAAUGUCUCUCAGAUGUCAGCUUUGAGGAGGAGGAGUUCAGAUGCCCAGAACUGGGCUAGCACUUCUGAAUCUUCCUGAAGGCCGGGCCCUGUGACUUCCUUGGGAAGCUCUGCACCACCUCACCCCCACCCCUGCGCUGCUGGAGCCUGGGGCCACUCUGGUCUGCAGCCCAAAUCCUGCCUCGUUGUGCUGGGGUUGGAGAGAGGGCCUGGCAGGAGGAGUCAGCUGAGACUUGGCUCCUGUACCCGGACUUAGAGUCAAAUGGAGAGCUGCCUGCAGGGCCAUAUGAAGAUGUUGCUGUUCCACGUCAAGGUGAGAAUGACAGGAUAACCCAGCAUCAAAAGCUCCCAGAGGAGGUUCCAGUGCUAGGCUGGGAUCAGAAUCAGGCCCCAGCUCUGUCUCGACCUAAAGGUAAUAAGAUCAAAGCUGUAGAUAUAGAUCUACCUUUGGAUCUUCUGGGAAGCCCAGAUCAGCCUCCAGAGCCCCCUGAGGAGGCUGAAAUGUCCUCAUCCCUGCAGGAGGCCCAGGCUCAGCGUCCAGAGCCCACUCAGGAGGUUGAGUCUCCACCCCAGCAAGAGGGUCCUGCUCAAAAUCCACAGACCCCUGGGAAGGUUGAAUCUUUUCCGCCCCAGGCAGAGGCCCAGGCUCAGCGUCCAGAGGCCACUGAAGAGACAGAACCAGCUCCACUUCAGCAGGGGGCUCUGUCUCAGCCUUCAGAGGGCCCUGAGGAAGUAGGCGCUGCAGUCCCUUGGGGGGAGGGAGGGCUUCAGGAGCUUUUAGCUGAACAAUUAAGGCCUCAUGGUCCCAAUGAGAAUGAAGCUCAGCAGUCAGACCUGCACAGUGUCAGUGUUAACCCUGUGGAUCUGGCACUUACUAUAAAUCCAGAGGUCACUAAUGUGGUUGAAACUUCUCCAGUUCUGCAGGAGGCCCCCUAUCAGCCUCCAGAGAGCCCUGAGGAGGUGGAACCUUCUCCAGUCCAGGAGGAAGCUGCGUCUCAGCCUCCAGAGAGCCCCGAGGAGGUGCAACCUUCACUUGAGCAGGAGGCCCAGGCUCAGCCUGCAGAGCAUCCUGAGGAGGCGGAACCUCCUCCAUUCCCUCAGGAGGCCCAGGCUCAGCCUGCAGAGCGCCCUGAGUAUGACUCUGCCCCACUCCAGCAAGAGGCCCCAGCGCAAGUGCCGGGGUUCCCUGGUGAGACUGUACCUCAGUUUCCAGCGAGAGAUGAGGCAGCAGCUCGACCUGGAAGUAAGUAUCCAGCUCACUCCAACCCAUCCAGUGUUACACUUAAACCAGUGGAUUUGGAACUUACGGUCACUCCAGAGCCUGCUAAGGAAGGCGAGUUUACCACAGCCCAGCAGGAGGCCCUGCCUCAGCUUCCAGAGAGCCCUGAGGAGGUGGAACCUUCUCCAGUCCAGGAGGAAGCUGCGUCUCAGCCUCCAGAGAGCCCCGAGGAGGUGCAACCUUCACUUGAGCAGGAGACCCAGGCUCAGCCUGCAGAGCAUCCUGAGGAGGCGGAACCUCCUCCAUUCCCUCAGGAGGCCCAGGCUCAGCCUGCAGAGCGCCCUGAGUAUGACUCUGCCCCACUCCAGCAAGAGGCCCCAGCGCAAGUUCCGGGGUCCCCUGGCGAGAAUGUACCUCAGUUUCCAACGAGUGACGAGGCAGUAGCUCGACAUGGAAGUAAGUAUCCAGCUCACUCCAAGCUGUCCAGUGUUACACUUAAACCUGUGGAUUUGGAACUUAUGGUCACUCCAGAGCCUGCUAAAGAAGGCGAGUUUACCGCAGCCCAGCAGGAGCCCCGGCCUCAGCCUCCUGAAUAUUCUGUGGAGGCAGAACCUUCUCCAACCCCGCAGGAUGCCACAGGUCAGCCUCCAGAGCCUCCUGAGGAAGCUGAGCCUUCUCCAGGUGAACAGGGACGACCGGCUCAGCCUUAUGAGCCUAAUGGGGAAGUUGUACCCUUCUCAACCCAGCAGGAGAGCCCAGCUCAGCCCACAGAGCAUCCUGAGGUGGUGAACCCAGCCACCCAGCAGGAGAGCCCAGCUCAGUCUCCAGCAGAGAUAGAGCCUUCCGCAACCCAGCAGGAAAGCACAGCUCAGCGUCCACAGUCUCCCGCUGAGGCCGAACCCUCUCCAGCUCAUUCUCAAGAUCAUGUGACAACAGCUUCUCCUCCAGGCCAGGAUCAAGCUCAGUCUCUGCAGUGGCCCAGUGUCACUGUUAACCCAGUGGACCUUGCACUCACCAUAACUUCAGGGCCCACAAGUGAAGCUGGACCUUCUCCGCCCCAACAGGAGGCCUCAUCUCAGUCUGCAGGGUCCCCUGAGCAGUUGGAACCGUUACUGGUCGAGCAGGAGGUUCCGGAACAGCCUCCAGCCCCCUCAGGAAAUGGUGAACCUUCUCCAGUCCAGCUUGAGCCCCCAACUCAGCCUCCAGAGACCUCUACAGCUGCCGCAGCUCAACAUCCAGUACUUAAUGAGGUGACGUUCUCACCUGCAGGGCCAGGUGAAGCUCAGCAUCCAGUGAUGCCUAGUACCAUAGGCAAACCCCUGGAUCUCACAGUUGUCAUCACUCCAGAGCCUGCUAAGGAGGCUGAAAGUUCUCCAGAGCAGCAGGAGGGCUCUGCUCAUUUUCCCGUUUCCCCCGAGCAGGCUGAAUUUUCUCCAGUCCAGUCUAAGCCUCUUUCUCCGUCUCCGGAGCACCCUGGGAAGGUUGAAUCUUUCCCAGGACAACAAGAGGCCACAGCUCAGACUACAGGUCCCCCUAAGGGGGUGGGGCUUUCUUCGGUCCAGGAGGAAGCCCCGGCUCAACCUCCAGAGCCACCUAAGGAGGUUGAGAUGACAGUUGGAACACCAGGACAGAAUCACGCUCAGCAUUCCAGCUCGCCCAGUGUCACUGAUAAAGCUUUGGACCUGGGGCUUACCGUGACUCCAGGGCCUCUUACAGAGGCUGGACACUCUGCAGCCCUGCAGCAGACGACAUCUCAUCCAACGUACAUGGAGGUGACACCUCCACAGGCAGAGCAGGUGCUGGCUCAGCAUCCAGCCAUGACUGAGUUCACAGUUCAACCUCUGGAUCUGGAACUUUCACUAAGUCCAGAACCUGAUACAGAGGCUCGACCUUCUCCAACCACACAGGGGACCCCAACUUGGCCUCCAGAGCCCCAUCAGCCUUCAUUGUAUCAGGAGGUGACAGUUCCCACACCAGACCAGGAUCACCCUGAGCAUCUACUGCCAUCUAGUGUCAUAGAUAAACCUUUGGAUCUGGAGCUUACCAUGACUUCAGUACCUACUACGGAAGCUGAACAUUCCACAUCGCCCCCUCCAGAACACCCUGAGGUGACACUCACCCCUUUAAGCAUCACUCCAGUCACAGUUCACACUGUGGACCUGGAAGUUACUGUAAAUGGAGCAUCCAGUGUGGAUGUUGAACCUUCUCCGACCAAGCAGGAGACCCCAGCUCAGCCUCCAGAGCCACCAAAGGAGGUUGUUGUUGAAUAUCCACCCCAUCAGGAGGUGACCAUUCCGACUUCAAUUAAGGGUCAAGGUCAGCACACAACACCGUCCAGCGUCACACCUCAUCACGUAGACCUGGAGCUAACCAUGACUUCAGAACCUGCUAUGGAGGCUCAACAUUCUACAGUCCUCCAGAAGACUACAGCUCCUCCUCCUGAGGUGGCACUUGCACAUCCAGACCUGACUCGAGUCACAGUUCCCCCUGUAGGUCAGGUAGAUACCAUAACUCGGCACCCAGGGUCACUGAAAACACCUGCUUCGGCUGAGCCUUCGGUGGUGCAUUCUGUACCAUACACCUCAGAAAAGGAGCAACCGGAACAGAGCGCUCCCACAAGUGUGGACAUCUGUGAGCUCUGCAUGUGCAGUAAUAAGAUCUUGUCCUGCACUGGUCUCAGCCCAGAGGAGAGGCUCCAGACAGUGCCCGUGCCGCAGCCCAGCAGCUACAACGGCACCUUCACCAUCCUAGAUUUCCAAGGAAACUCUAUUUCUUACAUUGAUGAAAAUACUUGGAAGCCUUACCGCUGGACUGAGAAACUAAUUCUCAGAGAUAAUUCUUUGACUGAGUUGCGUAAGGAUUCAUUUAAAGGCUUGCUAGCCCUGCAGUAUUUAGAUUUAUCUUGCAAUAAAAUACAGUUUAUUGAAAGCGGUACAUUUGAAUCACUACCUUUUCUGGAGUUUGUCAAUCUUGGUUGUAAUUUAAUAGUAGACCUGAGCUUUGGAACGUUCCAGGCCUGGCAUGGAAUGCAGUUUUUACAGAUGAUAAAUCUCAGUCAUAAUCCUUUGACAACAGUUGAAGAUUCUUAUCUUUUUAAAUUGCCAGCAUUACGAUAUUUAGACCUGGGAAAAACAGAAGUCUCGCUUACAACAAUUGAAAGAAUCCUCAUGAUAAGCGUUGAAUUGAAAACACUGAUCUUACCUAGCCAUAGGAUCUGCUGCCUCUGCCAAUUUAAAACUACUAUUGAAGUUGUCUGCAAGACAGUCAAGCUGCACUGUGACAGUGACUGCCUGGCAAGCACCACACGUUGUGGUGAAGAAGCAGCUGUAGGGAACAUAGAAGGAUCGCUCAUGAAGGUGUUACAAGCCCGGAAAAAUAAUACCAGCACCGAGCUGAUUAUUGAGCCAGAGAAGGCGUCCUCGGACGAACAUGGUGUCAGCUUCUCAGCCUUCGUCGAUAAACAGCUAGACUUUAAUGACGAAAUUGAUGUUAUUAGUGCAGUAAAUUAUGUACUGCCUUAUUUCUCGGAGGGAAAUCUAGAAGACUUAGAGACAGCAUUUUUACCAUUCAUAAAACUUCUCUUUUCCCAUCUACAAGAUGGAGAUAAGUCCCUGGGUUAUUUGGAAAAAAACACAAGGAACCGUUUUGUUCAACCUGAAUCCAACAACUUACCUUAUAAAAAUAAACUGCAGAGAUUCUAUCAUCUGAAAAAAUGGUCAGAUUCAGAAAUGCAAAAAAAAAUCGAUGAGGUUGAAAAGAAGGAAAAAGCUGCCAGGCUUGUACGUGCCGACCCUUUGGGUCACAAAUUAUGGCAGGUCUUUCAAGAGCAACUGGACACUGCCCAACCACAGGAAAACAGCCCGGCAAAGACUGAAAGUGUAGGGAAAAGGCUGCGGGGAGUGGACUGGGUCCUCAGGGGCCCAAAUGGCAUCAUCAAAAAACGUGUCAAAAAACUGAUGCGUAGGAGGAAACAGAAUUCCCAGCCAGCUGUGGAGAACACUGCCAAGGAUGAAAAGCAGUUGGACACUGCCCAACCACAGGAAAACAGCCCGGCAAAGACUGAGGGUAUAGGGGAAAGGCUGCAGGGAGUGGACUGGGUCCUCAAGGACCCAGAUGUCAUCGUCAAAGAAAGUGUCGAUGAACUGAUGCAUUGGAGGAAACAGGAUGCCCAGCCAGCUCUGGAGAACACUGCCAAGGAAGAGGCACUCAGAAGGCAGUCCCCAGGAGCAGGGGGGCAGCUUCAGAUGAUGUGGAGGCCCCGGAAGUUAGUGGGAAGCUCGUUCAACACAAAACCCUCACUUAUAAAUGAAGACAAAGCAGCAGUCUCUUCUUCCCUGCCCCCUGCCCCCACCCCUCCUAAAUCUGAGGUUAGACAGGAAUCAAAAGACUUAUCCUAUAGUAUUUUAGAAGACGCAGAAAGUAUAGUUAGAAAUAUGGAAGCUUCUAAACCAACCUCACGUCCCAGAAAAAGACGCCUGUUCCUUGGUAGUCGCUCUCGUGCGAUGCACAGCUUAUUCCAGGCCAAAAGGAAUCGAACUUUGAAAAGGAAAGAGCUCCUCAGGAGUAUAUCUGCAGGCAGGCCUCCCUCUGCAGUGAGGAGCCUCAUAAAUUCUCCUUCAGGAGAAGCUAUUUCUUCUUCAGCAGAACUAAAUUCUCAUGAAAACCCACCAGAGUUAUUUUCUUCUUCAGACCCUCUUGCAGGAAAGGCAACUGUGCCGGAAGGAGCUCUCUCUGAAGUCGCUGCCCGUACGGACGUUCCCAGCACAUAUUCUGUUACUACAGGCAACUUUGUGCCAACUGUUGAACACACGGACGAAACACAAAGGGAAUACCUCAACGUGGGCACUGAAUUACCCUCUAAACCCACCAGCUUCACUUCCCCAGGGCUUCCAUCCUUGGGUGAUCAGUUUGAACUCCAGGUAAACCAGCAGCUACGGUCCAUCGUACCAAAUGGUUACAUGAGAGGCCUCAUUUCUCAUUUGAUCCGAACUCUCAAAAUGGACUGCUCUGAGACGCACGUGAAGCUGUCCUGUGCCAAGUUUUUCACCAGAACAGGCCUUCUGAUAAAGCUGCUCAGUGAGCAGCAAAAAGUAAAAUUGUCCCCGGCAGAGGGGGAUACUGACCUGUGGAAAACUGAGAACUACAUCAGUGAGAGCGCAGAAGGCCAGAGUGAACAGACAGGGCAGGUGCCACAUGAGCUCACGGAGGAAGUUCCAGGAUCCGGCUAUAAGAGCAAAGUCAUGUGGGCAGUAUUAAUAUCUGUGGCAGCAACUGCAGUAGUGGCGGUCUUGGUUAUAAGUUUCUGCCUUUUUGAGAUUUGUUCACGCAGAAAAGCAGCAAAAGAUCAGAAAAAAAGCGUAAGGGGCUUCUUUCGGUUUUUGCUGCGUAGAAAAUGCUCAGAGCAAAGUGAGAGCCAGGAGGGCUUCUUCCAGAGAAUGCGGCCGCUCUGGCUCAGGGACAUGUACAGACCUCUCAGUGCCACACGCAAAAAAAAUAUGGUGCAGAAGCUACAUGAUGGGGAGUCUUCUGACGAGGAAGAGAUUUUCAGUAAGGAUGCGAGGGCACCCACGGAUGACGCAGCUGACGUGGUCCUGACCAGCGAGCCGGACGAGCCGGAUGAGGAGAGCGAGACGGUACUGGGGAGCAACACGGUGUGAGCGCCGUCCCGCCUCGGGCCUCCUGUGCAUUUUAUUUUCUAAUAUUAUCUUUUCAGAAAGAUUGCUUAUAAAAUACUCCUUUUUCUCCAGUGAAGAUGUACAAAUUCCAACCAAUUCUAGCCACGUGGUGAGGACUUAAAAUGUAAAUAGUUGAAUAUUUAUAAGCAAAGAACAAGGGCCACAGGCAGGAGAAAGCAGGGCUGAGGCUAGAAUCCCUCAUAGUAGGCAGUGCUUCCGUGAGGGGUGACGUGGGCACAGGAGGAUGACUAGAAGGAUGAAGAAGGGCUUCUCUCCCUUGUUUCCCCAGUAUAGUCAGUCCCUGGGAACCGGGAAGCAUGUCGUGUGCCGGGGGUAGGAUCGUGCAGUCACGGCACAGCCGGCGCUGGCUCCCCCCCCUGCUCCGGCCGGCGGGGGCUACUCACAGCACGGCUGCCCCUGCCGGCGGGGGCCCCGCUCACAGGGGCUGGGGCGGCCAGAAGGUUUGCGUCCCUGGGCUGCCUCCACCCUGAGACCAAGGCCUGGCUUUUCUCCGAAGCUCUCAAACUCGUGUACAGAUGUGUUUCCUGUCAUGGUAGGGGGUUCUCCACCCUUUGAAGCUGGUGGAAAAUUCUCAUUGAGUUUUUUCUUCUCUAAAAAACCCCUAACCCUUGGAGAGCUAGCUGGAGGGACAGGGUAGAGAAUGGGUGGGAGCAGCCAUUGCCCAAGGUGGCCAUCCCCAGGCCUCCCCUGGGCUGCCCUGGCCUCUCCUGACCCCACUGAGGGUCUGCCACGUGCUGCUCAGCUCCCUCCAGCUCAGCCCAGCACCAAACCUCCCCACUUCCUGCCUCACCCAGCACAGGCCUGUGGCUGCGUGAUUUCAAGCGAGUGUGUAAUGACAGUGCCACCUGCAUCAGCUGCAAGGUUCUUCCACUCCUGCAAAGGAAGUCAUUAUUCAGUCGCAUUUAAUAAGCCAGUGAUGGUUGAAGUACCUUAGUGAGUAAAAGGAAUUCUGAAUGAGUCAAUAACAGUGACAACUACAGUGAGGAGAAUGAUGGGAGCUGUUUACCGAGCACCUGCUCUGGGCCAGGUGCAGUACUAGGCACUUGAGUCACACCAUUAGGUCAUAAGAACAGAAAGUCCCCAUGCCCGCCCAGACUCUGUAAUGAGUCAGGGGUUGAUGUCAACGAGGGAGGUGGACACGAAGACAAGGAGCUGAUGAGAAGCCAGGGAUAAAGAUCCUCAUGUUGCUGGGCUUCCCAACGUGCGGGCCAGGAUUCCAAGUAGCUCCAGGUUCCUAUGUGGGGAUGUUUCCAUUAUUUCAAUGUUGGUACAUAGAGGGAGGCUUAGGUAAGAUUUUUUAUGUCACACUACCUCCAAUUUGCACAAUUCUUUAUUAGUCUCAAAUGCUACCCUAAUGUAUUUCUAAAUAAAAAUGCCCAAGAGUAAGGCUCUGCUUUGCCCAGCUUGACCCAGAUUGGGCAGUGCUUUUGCCAGAACACAGACUUCACCUGGCCCGCCUGUCUGUCCUUGGCUCAGGGACACACCCUGGCUCUAGGAGUCAGCUGGUACAAAAACCAUGGCCACCUACAGCUGCCUCUGUCUCCAUCAUACUGAUGGGCAAACUAGCUCGGAGUCCGGCUCCUUACUGAGAACUGAGUGACAGAACAAGGGACAGAGAUACAAGGCCAACAGCUACUCAGUGAAAAUUCUCACUGAUUCUAAUGAGAUCUGUCAGAGGAAUUAGCCAUUUUUAAAAUGGUAAUGAGACGAGGCAAUGAAUGAGUAGGGCAAGAAUGACACAGAAGAGUUGUAGGGUUCGGAGGAGGGAAGGUUAGGAAGCUGGGGAGAGUCCAUGAAAAAGGUGGGACUUGUCCUGGGCCCGGGUUACAUGCCAGACACUGUGCCUGGUGCUGGAGGAAGAGUUGGCUAGGACACAGUCCCUGUCCUCCAGGCACUCCUAAGACUGGGAGGAGGGACAGUCUCCUGAAGCUGCACUUAUAAGACAGUGUGUUGACGUGACAAUGGCAGUGUGCCAAGUGGUGGUUCAGCUCUUGGUUGGCUGGAAAGGAGUAAAUGUGAGGGAUGGCUUGGAGGAGGGGAAGAGGAAGGAAGCCACAUAGAAGUUUAGGCUGAUGAGAUGAAGGAAAGGCGUGGUCUAGACAGGACAGUGCAGCGAUGAGAAGCUUGAAACCCUCGGUGUGCUCACGCGUGAGCAGCCUGCUGCUCCGGAGCACGCAGCGCGAGGCAGGAAAGGCAGUGUGUAAGGCCGCGCAGGAAGCAGGGGACCAGUCCCCGGUGUCCUGGCGGAGGCACGUGGGCGUGACCAGGCAGCACAUACUGCAAUGUUUUAAGCAGAGAAGGGUCACGAUCAAGCUUGAGUUUUAGAAAGAGCACUUUGAAGGUGGUCUGGAAGUAGAGAGGCCAAGAGAUCAACUUGGGGGUAUAGACCAAGUAGGAACUGGGAGGAAGUGGGGCACCAGACUGGAGGUUUUGAUGCAGCUGAAGCACGUGUAUGGUGGGUACACAUGAGUGAGAACUGGAAGGACAAAUGCUUAUGUUCAGAGAACGAACGGUUGGACUUUUGAGAGUUUGUAUGGUAGAUUCCAGAUGAUAAUAAGGUCCAAGUGUAACCUGGGGGUGGGGCUCAGGAAGUAUCAGGAAUCCAGGAAGUGAUGAGAAAGAGCUCGAAUGACCUUGGAGACUCACUUGUUUCCCCUUUAUGUAGCUCAGCAGAAAGCUAGCUCAGCAGGCACCUGCAGGGUCGGGAGGGGGGAAACAUGCGCCCCUUCUGUCCUUUCUGCCCUCUGGCAGUUCCCAUUAUUACUGGUACAGGUGUUCCCCGCCUCCCGGUCCCUACAGUUGUGGGGCACUGCGGUCCCUACAGUUGUGGGGCACUGCCGGCGGCUUGCUCCCUGCAGGAGUGCUAGCCACGGGACCCACAGUCAGAAAAUACAGCUCCCAUUCAAAAGGGCUGCCAGAGAAAUGGCAUCUAUAUAAUUAUGAAAAGGGAAGUAUAAUUUCUCAAAAUAUGAUCUGUAGACCUCUGUACUGAAACGUCCCUGGGGUGCUUAUUUAAAAGGUUAAUAAAUAUAUAAAUAACAAGACUAGUCCUGGACACCUCCCCUUUCCAAAAAUAAACAAAGUCAGAAAAAUGCAAGUGGAUGUACCCCGGAGUAAGAUGUACGUAUUACUGAACUCCUAACUUUCAGAUGACCCAGUGGGCCGCGGAGUAUUUAUAAUAUUAGAGGGAUAAGAAAAGCUCUGCAUGAAGCAAUGGUGAGAGUUCCUUUUUUUUUUUUGUUUUUUUUUUUUUAAUAUUGUUUUGGGGGAGGUAAUCAGGUUUAUUUACCUAUUUUAAUGGAGGUACUGGGGAUUGAACCCAGGACCUCAUGCAGCCUAGGUAUGCACUCUGCCACUGAGCUUUACCCAACCCCCGAGUUUGUCUUCAAUUAAGAGUGCAUUAAGAGAAGUAAGAGAACAGGGAGGAGUGGUGAGUCCAAAAGUUUAAUUAGACAGCUCCUAAAGCAAUCUGGAGGAGAGACAGUUAAGAUACAGAUGAACGACCUAAAUGUAAAGGUAAUGUUGAAAUAGAAAUAGAAUGCGGUAAUUUUUACAAAAGUAGGAAGGAGAUGUCUUAAGUUUGAGCCACUAAAAGAAAAUGAUGCCUUUAAUGAAAAUAAUUAACAAGGGAGUAAUUUAAGAAACAUCAGUCCAUUUUGGGUGUGUUUUCAAGGGCUCCUGUGGGACAUUUUUGAGUUUGUUUUUGUUUUUGUUUUAUGUUUUUAUUGAAGUAUGGUCAGUUCACAAUAUUGUGUCAAUUGCUAGUGCACAGCACAAUGCUUCAGUCAUAUAGGUACAUGCAUGUAUUUGUUUUCAUAUUCCUUUCCAACAUAAGUUACUACAAGAUACUCAAUAUAGGUCCCUGUGCUAUACAUUAUAAACUUGAUGUUUAUCUAUUAUAUAUAUAUUAGUUAGAAUUUGCAAAUCUCAAACUUUGGGACAUUUUUGGAAAAAAAAAAUACUAGACAACACAAGGAAGAAAAUGGUAAGUUCUACCAAGGAAAUUCAAACCAAGCCAUGUAGGUUUAGAGAAAGAUGUUUCGUUAAAUAUUAAAUAUACAUAUUUGUAUGCUCAUGUGUAUUUACUCU